AUGUAUGGGAAACGGCUUUGGAUCCAAAACUCACCGGACCCAGACCGAGCGUCCAACUCGGCUGGGGUCGCCUUCGUGCUGAACAGAGACCUAGUAAGCACGGCAAACUGCGAGGUGAAAGUGAUCGAAGAGGGACGCGCAACGGCCCUCACCCUGAGAUGGCACGACCGAGACACAGUCACAAUCGUGAACACGUACGCACCGAAUGAACCAGGCCGCCACGCGGCCUUCUGGAACAAAAUAAAAGAUGCGAGAAGACAGAACAAGAUACCCAAAGUAGACAUACUACUUGGAGACUUCAACGUUGUCGAAGACGACGUGGACCGAGCCCCACCGAGGAAAGAACUCGAAAGCGCCGUAAUGGCCCUUCGAGAAUGCCGACAAGCGCUAAAUGUGCACGAUGCAUGGAGAGAGGAGUACCCGUCCUCGAGAAACUACACAUACAUCAGCAAAGCGACGGGCUCGAUGUCGCGGCUGGAUAGAAUGUACAUAGCAGACGAUAGGAGGAAAGAUGUGUAUGAAUGGUGCUGUCAAACCGCGAGCCUCAAGUCAGACCACCGAAUAGUCUGGAUGAAGUACGCACCGACAGCAAUGCCCUAUAAUGGGUCGGGCAGGUGGACCUGGCCCCUGGGUUUCGUGAACGAAUGGCAUGCGAUCGCGGCGAUCGAGGCGCGAGGCCUAAGACUGCAAAACGACCUUGAAAAUCUGAGCCAUGAGCAACGGUCACCGGAAAAGAACGCACAAACACUGUGGAAAGCCUUCAAGGAAGACAUGAUAACGACUGGAAUGCUGAUCACAGGAGCCAUCAUGUCACGGUCGAGACGGAAAAUAGCGACCUGGGAGACAAUCCUACAGAGCGAAAUGGAGAAAGAGGGGAUAGAUCGAGUAAAUGACGAAGAGCCGCGAAGAAAUGUUGCCAUGCUGGAAGAA
Molecule: messenger RNA, 930 nt
Organism: Punctularia strigosozonata HHB-11173 SS5
Lineage: Eukaryota; Fungi; Basidiomycota; Agaricomycetes; Corticiales; Punctulariaceae
Product: DNase I-like protein
Exons: 1
Biological process (GO): base-excision repair
Cellular component (GO): nucleus
Molecular function (GO): phosphoric diester hydrolase activity; double-stranded DNA 3'-5' DNA exonuclease activity; DNA-(apurinic or apyrimidinic site) endonuclease activity
Source: RefSeq, a predicted model, not a curated record